UGGCUGCCAGCCUCCCGACAAAAGCUGGAUAUAUACAUGUGUCACCUGAGCCUAACAGUGACCCACUUUGUGGUUUAUGUAGAGCAUAAAAAUAACUCACGACGUUGUCAUGCCGCCUGUUGCAAGUCACGUCCGGUAUGUACAUGUAUCUUAGUUACUAUCAUAGCCGUGUGCAGCCGUAUGUUGUGUAGUACUCAUAUGUGGCUCGUACUCCAGUUUAUUUGUAUAAAAUGAAUUGAUCUAACACUUGUGAUCCUCCUCUGUUUCACCUGUGAUCCUGCGACAACCAUGACGCCGUCUAAACUGGUUACAACCUCUGAAGUCUUCUGGUCGCCAAAACAGACGUGAAAAUUUACGCGGCGGCAGCCAUCUUGUAUAGCUCAUAAGACAUGGCCACAGCAUCCUCCACAGACGACCCAAUCUCCUGCAGCCUCUGUUUGGAGGUAUUCACUGAUCCGCGCGUACUUCCGUGCGGACACACGUUUUGUUUGACGUGUCUCCAAAAUCACAUCGACGCCAACAACACAGAUUAUACUUUCGUGUGUCCAAACUGCAGGGACGUGGUCGGUAUUCCUGACAACACACAACCUACAUCGUCUUGGGCUUCACAGUUCAAACGAAAUCUAGCACUCCUGGACGCCAUUGGUCUCAUCAAACAAAUUAAAAUAUGUGGCGACCCAAGAGCGACAACUCAACAAGACCCAAAUAGACUGGUAAUUGAAUCUUCCUGUGAAACGAUAAAGAAGUUCAGUCAUUUUAUAGAAAAGAGGAUGACGUCAGACAUUAAGAGACUACAGCGAAGCGUCGACGUCAGCGCGACACCGACUGCGGCUCAGAUGCAGAGACAAGGAGAUAAACUGAUUGCGGAGUUCACAACAGCACUCCGCACUGAACUGGGAAAGAGGAUCUCAGAACUGGAAAAAUGUCGUCAGUCUGUUAAUAACGAAAUAGUCGAAUUGUUCACCGAUGUUAACAGACUGAUAGUGGAAAGUAAAGAAUGCCUGAAAUUGGGCGAAAAUCUCCUCAGAUCUGCGUCACUUUGUGAUAUGAAAAGACAUGUUUCCAAAUUUUCAAAAAUACAAAAUAUAACAACUGAUUAUUUAGCCACACCACGUUCUGAAUUUCCUGAUUUGGCAAUAACUUUAGUUGAACCUGAGAAAACAAGAAGCAAAACGUUUUCUGCGGAGAUUGGGAGAAUUUCGAGACCUGACGUAAAAUCUAUCAAGAUAACACACAGAAUAUAUUUACAGGCGUCGAUAUUUGAACAAGACAUCGAGAUAAACCGGAAGUCAGAUAGGUUAAAGCAUGAACAAACGAUAAAUGCAAAACUGCAAUCUGAUACAAAAUGUCCAUUGUUAUUAUCUAUCCUAGUGUUAGAAGGUCAAGACUCAAACAAGAUCAUUGUUACUGACUGGUCAAACAAAUGUAUAAAAUCAUUUUGCUCUCAACAGAAAACGGUUCAGAGUCUCUACAGGACCACUAGCAAACCAUGCCACCUUGCUAUGACACGUGACCACCAGGUGCUCGUCACCCUGCCAGAAGAAAGAAAACUAUUAUAUCUGAAUGUACAAGAUGACAUACACCUGAUGAAGACGGUGACAACCAAGAAUGACUAUAACGAUAUAACCGUGUUGCCUGACGACAACAUGGCUGUGACUAGAGGAUUGUCUGGGUGUGUGGACAUCCUAAACCAGUGGUGUGACGUCAUACGGUCUAUUCCUAACACGGUGAUCUCCAACCCCGGCUAUCUAACAGUGAAAGGUGACACUCUAGUUGUUGUAUCAGAUUCCACUAACAUUGUCACAUGUGUGUCGUCAUCAGGACAAGUCAUGUGGGUAUCACGUGAUUCAGCAAGGUUUCGUCGGCUAUAUGGUGUUGCAUGCGACACGGAGGAGUUUGUUUAUGUCUGUGAUAACAAUAGACAUGCCAUUGUUCAGCUGUCACGUGACGGGGAGGUUAUUCGUGACGUCAUCACACAGAAAGACGGCCUAAAACAACCUGUGUCUCUCUGUUGUGCUCAAUACAAACUUUAUGUCACCCAGGAAAAUGGAGAAAUAAAAAUAUUUGGCUGGAGCCAAAAUUAACAUUGACCCUGCCGGGUGUAUAUCACCAAAUUAAAUCACAUUGAUGACAACAGUAAGUUACAGUAACAUAUGUGACUAUAACGUCAACACACAGUGUUUCAAUCAACACAUACACCAUGAAUAUAAACACUACAACCUCCCAACCUUAAAAUAGUGUUUUUGAAUAGAUGUUAAGUUACGCGUUUUAGACAUAAUUGGAAGCGUCUUUGACUCUUUGAGUUCCACACAGUAAUUGUUAUCCUGAUUUUAGGAGGACUCCGCGCAUGUUACAAGCAAGUAGUUGUUGGUACAUUGACACUAGUUCAAAUUACUUUCCACACGAAACAACAUUUUAUAUUUUAAAAAAUAAUGUCAUAUUUGUCAGAACGGCACUAAUGGUUGCGGGGCGGGACUUAGCCCAGUGGUAUAGCGCUCGCUUGAUGCGCGGUCGGUCGAGGAUCGAUCCCCGUCGGUUGGGCUAUUUCUCCAACCAUCCAGUGCACCACAACUGGUAUGCCAAAGGU
This is a messenger RNA of Gigantopelta aegis, 2587 nucleotides long. RefSeq lists its product as uncharacterized. Gene Ontology annotation, molecular function: ubiquitin-protein transferase activity. NCBI's taxonomy places the organism in Eukaryota, Metazoa, Mollusca, Gastropoda, Neomphalida, Peltospiridae. Bases 390 to 2084 code for a protein of 564 amino acids. The record is from RefSeq and is a predicted model, not a curated record. The transcript has 3 exons. Gene Ontology annotation, cellular component: nucleoplasm; chromatin. Gene Ontology annotation, biological process: positive regulation of DNA-templated transcription.